AUGUUGGAUGUCAGUCGGCUCGUUCAUCUUACCCUUGAAUGCUGCCGUGAAGUCGGAAUCCCGACUUCGAUUAACUCGACACCAUUUAUCACGUUCUUCAAGCGGUUGACAGAGCUCAGAUCGCUCAGCAUCGACUGUUUUGCUCUACCCCCAACCUUUCCUCAUGAAGGAGAUCAGGAGAUCAUAUAUCUACCCAAUCUCACCACCAUCAAAGUUUGCAACACUACUCGCUCAAAUUCUUACGCUUGGUUGGCCCAGUUCCUUAUGCCUUCUCUACGAAGCGUAGAGAUGGCGCCCUCAUUUCCGAAUGUCAGAGUUCCAUCAGCUGCCCAGUAUUUUGCCACUAUGCGAACAUUCUUUUCGAUCAUUCCGAACGUCGCGAACGUCACGAUGACAGUUAGGGGGGGGGAUUCGGCCACAACAGGAAUCUUCCAGCUACUCCUCGAGGAAGUGCUACCUCGUCUCCAGACCUUCAAACUGCGGGUCCAGGAUGAGGAAUAUGGCUCCUCGAGCGUCGAUCAAGAUUCUGUACCGUGGUCCAAGAAUAAUCCGCGCGAUUUGAAAUUGCUGGUAAACGAGCGCUGGCAACAGGGCAGGAUGCUUUCCGAACUACGGGUCGAUCCUCCGUUGUUCCCAGGUGAUAAUGUGGGAAAGAACUACGCAUUGGAGCUCCUCAGACCCAUGGCGGAGAUUGGGGGAGAGGCAGAGUUUGGGCUGGAAGACUUGUUCGGUAGAUGUACGUCGGCAAACUGA
Messenger RNA from Dacryopinax primogenitus, 753 nucleotides. RefSeq lists its product as uncharacterized. Bases 1 to 753 code for a protein of 250 amino acids. The transcript has a single exon. The record is from RefSeq and is a predicted model, not a curated record. NCBI's taxonomy places the organism in Eukaryota, Fungi, Basidiomycota, Dacrymycetes, Dacrymycetales, Dacrymycetaceae.